Messenger RNA from Diachasma alloeum, 1894 nucleotides. RefSeq names its product transmembrane protein 98 (gene Tmem98). Gene Ontology annotation, cellular component: endoplasmic reticulum. The transcript is spliced from 4 exons. Bases 292 to 987 code for a protein of 231 amino acids. Lineage: Eukaryota; Metazoa; Arthropoda; Insecta; Hymenoptera; Braconidae. The record is from RefSeq and is a predicted model, not a curated record.
GUCCAUACAAACCAAGCACGCACAAACGACCCCUCGCCCCCCACACAACCACAUGAAGUAAACGAGUCGACUGAUGGAAGCGAGCCAUUACAUUUCCAUGCGAGUGCACCCUGACCUACAAUACCGUGACUGUCACCGCCUCCCACUGACUGAAUGCGCUGGAAUGGCGCGUCAGCUGCGUGCACCAGCUUAGGAGCCACUGAUUGUGACGAUGAUUGAGUGACCAAAUGUGAUAAUAAUAGAGAAGAGUUACCGUUGUUUGUUCCUUGUGUCUCCUUUUUUGUGAUUCAAAUGUCAAAUGUUGUGUCAAUGAUGAGCUCUCCACUGUCGUUGAGCAGCUCCAGUGCCUCCACUGGAGCUCCUGGAAUGGAGACCGUUGUGGCUGUUGCUCUGGGAGCUCUCGCUGCUGUCUUCCUGGGGGCUCUGAUUGUUCUCCUCGUCAUCUGCAGGAGGCAACGGUGUUAUUAUAAUCAGAAAGACUCUAAUGAUCUCAAUUCUGAUCUCCUCGAGGGCGAGAACGGACUGGGACUUGGGUUGGACGUGUGGGAGGGCGAGGAGUGGCUUGCUGGAGCUGAAAGGUGGGUUGAUGAUGCCACUGGCUUGGCACCACCUUGCAUUGCUGUGCUGAGGUCCUGUCAUUCACUAGCUGCAAGUCUGACUGCAAUCGCUGGGACAGUCAACAGUAAUACUGUGCCUCUGGAGAUUGUCGAUGUUGCCAGACGCAUUCCCCCUCGCGUGGACGACGUAGUUCGCAGUCUCUAUCCACCCCUGGAUGCCAGGCUCCUCGAGGCGAGAGUUGCAGCUCUAGUUCUAGCUGUCACCCAUCUCGCCCUCGUCACAAAACAUGGAGUACCAAAAAGUCAGGCACGAAAAUUGGCAUUCAUCGAUCAGGCCCUGCAGGACAUGGACUCCCAUCUCCUUGUCCUCAGGAAUGCUGCACUCGCGCAGGAAACAGCGUGCAGCAUACCUGCCUCCACCCCAGUUUAAUCCCUGGUUUCAACAGUAUUUGUUGACAAUUAUUGAUAUUAUUUUUUCCCACUCCCUAUUAUUACUACUGAUAUUACAGAAAAUGGAGAAAAACCAUUUUUGAAACGUUGUAUAUAUUUUUAUUUUAUAAUAUUCAUGAGAUAUCCUUCCAAAAAGAAACAGGUUUAGCGAAAAAUGCCUUUUUGUAAUAAAUAUUUACAAGUAAUUGAUUCAAACUCCAGGUCUUCCACUUCGUCUUCCAGUUUUUUAAACUAUUGUUAUUAAGGAUAUCCAAGUAAUUUAGUCUCCAUUUGUUGAUAUCUUUUUCAACAUUUGUAUUUACACGUUAACGUUCUAUUUAGGGCUCAUUUUUUCCUAAAUUACCCAACAUUUUACAAUAAUUUUAUUAUUGGAACUCCGAAAGUCUAAAUUUGAUUUGGUUUUUUAAAUCUUACAAUACGAGAAAAAUUAUGAAUAGUUUAUUAGCAAUUUUUCAUUCUAAAAUUUUUUCAAUCGUCAAAAAAGUGUCUAUAUCGAGAAUUUAAUCAAAAAUCUGUUUCAUGCCAAACUAAUGUUUCCAAAAGUUUGAAUAAUUCUUAUAAUUUAUUCAUUUGAAGGAAAUGCUCAAAAGGGACUGAUUUUUCCAAAAUAUUUCCAAAUUUGGUGAUUGAAAAUCUUCAACUACUUAGAUACACGGUUAGAAAAAAACAUUUCUAUAUAUUGAAAAUUACGCUCAAUUUUAACUUAAAAUCUAAGAAUAUAUACCUGAAGUUUCAACAACUAAUUCUUAAAAAAUUUAAUGAAAUAUGGAAUAAAAAAAUCCAAGAAGUGGUCGAUAAAUUUCAGCCAAAAAUAUCCAACAGUGUAUCCCAAAAUAUGUUAUUAUGGUUUAAAAUAAACAAAAUUAGAAUAAAAUAGUAUAACAUUA